Ceratosolen solmsi marchali is the source of this 1523-nucleotide messenger RNA. It is a transcript of the gene Lcch3, whose product is annotated as Ligand-gated chloride channel homolog 3. The record is from RefSeq and is a predicted model, not a curated record. Bases 1 to 1485 code for a protein of 494 amino acids. Gene Ontology annotation, molecular function: extracellular ligand-gated monoatomic ion channel activity; GABA-A receptor activity. Lineage: Eukaryota; Metazoa; Arthropoda; Insecta; Hymenoptera; Agaonidae. Gene Ontology annotation, cellular component: membrane. Gene Ontology annotation, biological process: monoatomic ion transmembrane transport. The transcript is spliced from 9 exons.
AUGUCUAAUCUAGCGGUUAAGCAUUUCCAAAGUCUUAUAUUAUGUUUCUGCUCGGUUCACAGCUUUUUGCAAAGCGGCUCGACAGAGAUAUCUGACAGGCUUGCAAAUGUUACGCAAACUAUCUCGAGGAUUCUCGAUGGUUACGACAUUCGACUGAGGCCGAAUUUUGGCGGAGAACCCUUGUUCGUUGAAAUGGAUCUAACGAUAGCAAGUUUCGACGCUAUUUCUGAAGUCAAUAUGGAUUACACGAUAACGAUGUACCUCAAUCAAUAUUGGAAAGACGAGAGGCUGGCUUUCUCGCACGAAAAGGAGAUUCUCACUCUAAGUGGAGAUUUUGCCGAGAAAAUCUGGGUGCCGGACACCUUUUUUGCAAAUGACAAACAUAGCUUCCUUCACGACGUAACGGAGCGCAACAAACUCGUGCGCCUCGCUGGUGACGGAUCGGUGACGUACGGCAUGAGGUUCACCACAACCCUCGCGUGCAUGAUGGACCUGCACUACUACCCCCUCGACUCGCAGAACUGUACCGUGGAGAUCGAGAGCUAUGGCUACACGGUGUUGGAUGUGGUGAUGUCCUGGAAGGAGACGCCGGUGCGAGGCGUCGACGAGGCCGAACUGCCCCAGUUUACGAUAAUCGGCUACGAGACGAACGACCGCAAGGAGAAGCUCGCCACCGGCAUCUACCAGAGGCUCUCCCUCAGUUUCAAGCUCCAGCGUAACAUUGGCUACUUCGUAUUCCAGACCUACUUGCCCAGCAUCCUUAUCGUGAUGCUCAGCUGGGUUAGCUUUUGGAUCAAUCACGAGGCUACCAGCGCCCGCGUCGCCCUUGGCAUAACAACCGUGCUGACAAUGACGACGAUAUCGACGGGGGUGAGGAGCUCUUUGCCACGCAUCAGCUACGUGAAAGCCAUCGACAUUUACUUGGUGAUGUGCUUCGUCUUUGUAUUCGCUGCUCUGCUCGAGUAUGCCGCCGUUAAUUAUACGUAUUGGGGCGCACGGGCGAAAAAAAAGAGCAAGAAGAAGGAGACGGAGGAUAAAAGGACCAUCUGUUCUUCAAGGACUGGCAGCAAGGCGAGCUCUCCAUUUCCGGGCUCGACCGACGCCGACAUAAUCGAGCUCCAGGAUCUGCGUCUGUCGCCACUGCCGAGUAUAAGGAACCGCUCGGGCCUGGUGAGCACCGCUGGCACACCCGGGUCCCAGGCUCGGGAGCAGCUCCAGCAGGACUCCGCCAAGUUUCCACCGAGCUUCAGGAUAUGUCGAGCGCCGGUCUAUGGAGCACACGUCAAGACUCCUGGACUACGAUAUCGGGGUGUGCGCCAGCAAAGACCCAAGGUUCUACACGCGAUUCGCCGUGGCGCGUCGGUCCUGAAGGCGUCGAUGCCGAAAAUCAAGGACGUCAACCUCAUCGACAAAUACUCGCGAAUCAUUUUCCCCGUGAGCUUUAUGCUCUUCAACGCCGUCUAUUGGAUAUUCUACGUGCUGUGAGGCACCGCUGGCAACUAUGGGAAAUUGAUGGAUAAGAA